GUUCAGAGUAGUUUGACAUUGACAACUGGUUUGACAAGUGGAUGAAAUAAAAUAAAAAUAUUAAUGAAUUUAAUUUAAAAAAAAUUGAUAAAUUUGUCUUCAGUUUUCAGUUCUGUAAAUCUUCAAUGUUUCAAUAAUAGUUUGACCGGUAUUGUUGUUAAUUAAAAUUUUUAAUAAUAGUUUGUCUUUCAAUAGUGUCUAUGGCUUUUACAACAAUAAUAAUGUUUUAUAAUAUUGUGAAAUAUUGAAUUACCAAAUUUAACAAGUUUUAUUAAAAGCUUCAAUUUAGUGAAAAAAGGAUAUGUCAGAUUCUAAAAAGAGAAAAAUGGAACUCUCAACUCCAGAGGAAGUUAUAACAAAAUUCCACAACCUAGAUGGCGAUUUGAUAGGUGAAAGAAAAAAGUGUUUUUUCACCCUUCUCAAAACUGCCUCUCAAAACUUAACACCAACAGAAAUAGACUAUGUAAUAGAUAAUCUCAAUCCUAAAUCAUACCAACAAAAACUUUUUUAUGUAUAUGCUAUCGUCUAUUUCAAAAAAACUGAACGGUUAAUUCAAGUUCUCAAGGAUUGUAAUAGAGAUCAUAUAAAAAUUGUAAUGCAGCAACACUGGUUUAUUGAGGAAGCUUUUAAAGACAUGGCACCCAAUACUUUGGUAAAUGAGUUCUUUCCUGAAGUGUCUUACAGUACUCGUCUCAAACUUCUGAAUAGAAUUACACGUUAUUGGAGUGAAGAAAAGAAUGAUGAAUUAUUCAGCUGUCUUCAGCAAAGGUAUGGUUUCUAUGUUGCGUUGAAUGUACUACAAACCUGCUCUGCUAGAAUAAUUGAGAAUAUACUCGGAGAACAUGAAACUGUUUUAACCAUAAAUCAAGUUCUUUAUCUGCUGAAUAGAAGCGAUCGGUUAUUCAGCAUGUACAUGGAUCAUUGGGAAUCUAUUUUCAAAAAACCUUAUAAAGAAAAAAAUAUCAUAACUUUAUUAGCUUGUAAAUAUCCAGAACUUUUUCUAGAGUUGCACCGUAAUGAAAAAAUUUGUUGCUACAAGUUGACAGCUUCAGCCAGUGUCGGUUUACUCGUGGUUCUUAAGGAAGAACUUUAUAACGAUUCAUACAGAUUUGGCAAAAUAUUGAAUGCUAGAAAAUUAGUUAAGAGUCUUGGAUCAGAACUACAAAUAUUUUACAGACAUCUGAUGCCAAAUAAGUUUGAAGAUUUAAAUGAAAAUUCUUUAUGUAUUCAACUCUUAAAAUAUGUUCCCAAAAAAACCAGAUGGGAAUUAUUAACCCAAUCAUUAAAUACUGUUUUUCCACAAAAUUCCAUUAAAAAUUUUCUGGAAAUUAUCGAUGAGACUAUUUUAAAGUUGAAUCCAGGAAAAGAUGUAAUAUACCAAUGGGCUAGAAUCAAAUAUGAGAACAGCUCCGAUGACAACUUUUUGCAAUACUAUCCUAGUUCUGAAUCCAUUCCACUUAUCAAGGAAAUGAUAAACCUCUGCUCUGAUAUGCGAAAUAGACAGUCAUUAAUAAACCAUUUGAUUAGUACUUGUGCUCACAACAAUGAUUUGUGGUCUUUGGAUAAAGUUUUGGAAUAUAUAGUUUCUAGACAUAAGAAUGAAGAGCCCUAUGCUUAUAUGAGACAAAUACAAUUUUUACUUACGGCGUUCAAAACUGAAGAGUUUAGUAAAGAACACUGGAAUUUUAUACAGCAACAACUUGUCUUGAUGCGUGCAAAGGAUAUUCAUUAUACACAGUAUAUUGAUAUAGAGGUAGCAUUUUUGGAGUACGCAUACACAAAUGAUCGUGAUGCGUUCAAAUUAGAAGCUACCGAGUUGAUGAAACGAGCAUGUGAUGGCAUCCGCUUAUGGAAUUAUAAACGGGAUUUUGAAAAUUCUAAGUUGAAAUAUGAACUCUUUCUAGAAUUAGUGUCAGUGUUUCUUAAAGAGGUACCAUCAAGAUCUGACUGUUACAAAGAUGUUCAAGCUUGUUUAAUAAUUGAAUUGGUUGAUUUGUCCAAAGAAUAUCCCCAAAAAUGUAUUAAUAUAUCAGACUAUCCAGAAUUUAUGUCUGUCAUUGAAACCAUGUUGACAAAAAAUAAAAAAUUUAGGUACAUCGACUUUCAAGUUAUAACAUCCAUAAUAACUUAUAAUAUCGAGUUUCCCCAGUUUGCUUUGACUUGUUUAACAGAAGCCAAGGCAUUGGAAGUAGUACAAAAUAUUGCAUAUAUAUCUAGUAUAUGGUUUUUUGUCGAGUCACUUAUUUCAAAGAAAUACCUUUCAGUAUUAGAAACAAACAUUCUAUCUUCCUCGAUUGACAAACUUGAUGAGAAUGCAUGGGAAUUAAGGUAUAUAUUCAAACCAUUAGUUACACAUCACCCAAAAAUUAUACUGAAAUAUAUAAAUAAAUUUAUAUACUCCAUGCAAUUUUGCAAAGAAAUGAGGCAUUAUUCUCAUUUGGAACUUGAUCAGAAGAUAUGUGAUUAUUUUAUAAAUGGUUGGCCAGAAGCAUCAGAUGAAAGAAAAGAAACAGCAUUGAAGAUUCUUAUACAACUAUUAGACGAGGACGAAUUUAUUAAAUUUGUUAAUGAACAUUUAAAAAUAACUCUAACUAAAAAUGAAAAUGCUGAUGAUGUCAUCCUUAAUAAAAUUCAGAUGCAGAUACUAUGUUCUUUUAAAGAAGUUAUGAUUUCACAGAAAUACAUACCUUUAUUAUUAAAUUUAUGUGACGGAAAUAUCCAGGAAGCAGCACCACCUUCUUUUUGCAGUUUGUUUGCAAGAUCUCCCGAAAAAGUUCUUUAUUCUUUCAUUGAAAAUAUGUUUAAGCAAAACUCACAAAUGCAAGAAUGUAGUUUAAUACUAAGUAGCCAGUUUUUGGAGCAAAAUUAUGUUAUUAAAUUAAUCAAAAUCAAAAAACCAAACUCGUAUUCUACGCUUAAGUUCAUAUGUUUGUUUGCUCUAAAAGUGUUUGUUAAAACAGAAUCUGAAGAUGUAUUAACUUUAUUUAUAAACUUUACGAACAUGUUUGAAGAAUACGAUAGAGGAAUAUUUUCUUCUUUUGUAAAAACGAAAGUAUCCAAGAAAUAUGCUUUUCGAUAUAUUGAAACUUGCUGGAAAAUGAUCGAACAGUUCAUGUUAGGAAAGAAGAAAGGUUACGACUUUUUGAACAAAUUACUUACACGAGCAUUAGAUGAAGAAGUUGUAAAAUCUCUGUCGUCAACGUUUGUUAAAAAUAUAAUUACAAGCUAUUUUACAGAAGGUGAUAAACGUUUGUCUAAUAUCAACUCGUUCGUCUUGUAUUGUUUAGCCUAUCGAGAGGAAGACAAUGAAAUUAAUUAUAAAAUGAUAUUUGAAAUGCUCGCCAAACUAAGCAAAGGAAAUAUUUGUUUAUUCUGUUAUGAUUUCGUGGAAUUUCAAAAUCAUAUAAAUCAACAGUUAUUUGUUGAUAAUUUUAUCCAACAUUGGAAACAGAACUUCGUUGCUAAGGAUACAAUCAAUGAACACAUUAUGCUGGAUCUGCUGUGCCAAAGUAUGAAGGAGUCAAAAGAAGAUUUUGCGAAAACUGUUGUAGAUUAUCUUCAACGAUCAAUUUCUGAUGUAGGCCCUUUCGCUUAUCUAGUUUACGCGAGGAACUUAGACCAGUUACUCAGUAAAACCAAACGGUUUAAUAUAUAUGAAUUACUACAUUUAAUGUUGCCAUACAAGCCGUCAUCCACAAUAUAUAUUUUUGUACUUAAUAUUUUAAAGCCUGUAGAUGACGAAGAAACUGAAGAGGUGAAAAUUACUUACAAAAGUAUAUUAGGUAUAUUAAAAGACUCAAAAGAACCUAUCGUGAAGUGUUGUUAUGAACAGUAUGUGUAUCAAAAUUAUAGUGUCUGUUAAUAAUCUUAGUAUCAUUCUCAACAUACUUGUGCAAAAUUUUAUGAUUCAAAUGUUUGCAUAUUCGUCACUGACGUUGAUGAACACAAAUCUUCAACAAUGCACUGACUAUCUGAAGAAAAUCCAAUCUUUAUAUUUUGUGAUCACGAAUUACAUUAAGAAUGCAGUCACUUAAUUUUCGAUGCUUUACACUUAGAUUCACUUAGAUUUUACUCUCCUUAGAGAGCACACUACAAGUCGCACUGAUGAGUCCAAGAAGAUGAAAUUUGCAUAAGCUAAUGGUGGUGGUCUUUUUAUUAAAACUAAAUCUUAAACUGUCUUUCUUUACCUUCGUUUACUCACAAAUUGAGUACUAGGAAUCAAAUUCGUUGGAGUUUUACCUAGAUAAAUUAACGUUGUUGUGGAGUACAAAUUAUAGAUUCCCCACAUCUAUUCUUUUAUCGUCCGUUUGCUUUGCAAAGUAUAGAACGUAAGAAAUAUUUCAUUUAAAUCUCCGGCUCUUUGGAUUUCGUUUUGUUUGUACACAUGUUGUUAACACGAACUACCGAGGAAUUACACUAUUCAAUUCUACAUCAAAACUAUUGACAAAAAUUCUAUCUCAAAAAAUAUACAAGACAGUCGGUGUAUCGGAAGAGCAACAGGGUUUCCGCCCAAACAGAUCUACAAUAGACGCUAUUUUCAUCAUGCAACAAUUAGUUGAGAAAUCAAUAGAAUUCGACAAGCCCAUGUUCACAUGCUUUGUAGAUCUGAAACAGGCAUUCGACAGAGUCCGAUUGAAGGACGUGCUCACUAUCCUUGGAAAGAAAAACAUAGGUCAGAGGUAUAGAAACAUAAUCAAAGAGCUCAAUAGAUCCAACAAAACACAAAUAAAAAUCACACACGGGCUCAUGGAAGAAAUCAAAAUCAAUGUCGGCAUUAGACAAGGGGACAGCCUCAGUCCAUGCCUAUUUAAUUUAAUAAUGGAUAAAGUUAUAGGUAGUGUUAACAAAAUGAAUCAGGGAUACAAAACGGGUAACCGAACCAUGAGAAUACUUUGCUACGCAGAUGAUUCAAUCUUAAUAGCCGAAAACGAAGAUGACUUACAACGCCUACUACAAAAAUUUAAAACAACCGCCGAAAAGUAUAACCUGACACUAUCCACAGAGAAAACCCAAUCGAUGGUUAGAUCCAAGAACCCAAUUAGAUGUAAAUUAGUAGUGGACGACCAUAUAAUCGAACAGGUAAUGGAUUUUAGAUACUUGGGUGUGGAAAUGUCUAGCGACAGGCAUCUGUGACAAGAAAUAAAACAGCAGGUAACGAAAGCAGCGAGAAUAUCUGGUUUCCUGGUGGAUAUAAUCUGGCUGAAUAAAUAUAUGAGCACUGAAAGCAAAGUCCGCAUUUAUAAGACAUGUGUUAGACCCGUACUGAGAUGAAAACCCUAAGAUCCAUAAGAGGUAUCACACUCAGAGAUAGAAUACGAAACGAAGACACAUUGAGAGAGCUAGGCGUUUAAGACGUAGUGAGAUGGACAAGAGCACGACGACGCAUGUGGAGAGCCCACGUAGAUCGGAUGGACCCUGAACGUAUGGCGCAAUGGGCGAAGACAAAGAAACCCAAAAAACGAUGGUACGACAGCUGGAGCUCGGGAUCGCAGCAGUGACUGUAACAGAAGAAAUAACACAUAGUCCUAUUACAAGAAGAAGACAUAUUACCUUACUUUCUAAUUCAUUACUAUAAGGGUAAGAACAGGACAAGUGGGUCGAGGUGGAGGUGUAGGUCGCGGUGGAUGCCACUAGUUAGGUCGCGGUCGAUGUCGACAGCACAUAGCAAGGAGGUCACCUGCGCUGUCAGUCGAGCUAGAACCACUAUCAAGUGAAGUAGUUUAAUGAAAUUUGAAGAGAUUCAAAAAUAAACUGAACACAAAAAAGGGAUUAUAUAAAAAGUAUCAACUCAGAUAGCGCAGGUAAUGACAACUUGGCUUCGAACGGACCAAUUACAGGGAAACAUCCUUGUAGGCCGCGCAGUAGACAUCCAUGUAAAACAAACUCAUUUUAUUUUCAAAAGCAUCGAUGUAAACCUCCUGGAUGGCAUCGCGCUAAACCUCCACCGCGACUUACCUGCUCUGUUCUCUUUCAUUCAGUACAAUGUGUUUGUUUUACAUGGAUGUCGACCGCAACCUCCAUCUCCACCGCGACCUACUUGUUCUGUUCUUACCCCUAGAGAGCUUUCAGAGUCUCUAGUUUUUUCGUACUCACCGACCACGAAACGAAUGCGUACUCACUUUGAAGUACGGACAAUUUUCGACUUGGUCUGAACAGUUUGGUUCAUCUGAGUACAUCUGGUACUCAUCUGAGUACGGGGCAACAGGAUGCCCUGUUGCCAGGUUGUCCUGAUUAUUGGCCUUGAAUGCUUAUUCAAGGCAAAUACUCAAGUGAGAAAUAUAAUAGAAACACUUUAAGAUCCUUUUUUGUUUACAACGACCGGUUUAAAUAAAAAAGAAACUCUUUUUUGUUUGCACCCACCAGUUAGCACAAAGUGAAUCGUCUGUGGCAUUUAGGUUUUAGUUGGGAAGCAGUUCUUUAGUAGAGUGUAGGUUUUAAUUUUAAAAAUUUUGAACUGUAUACUAACAAUAAUUUUAGAUUUAACUGUUUUUUUAAAUUCUUUUAGUAUCAAUAAUUCAACAAUAACAAAGAGUACCUAAUUACAAAGGCUAUUCUACAUCAGUUAUCAAUGCAAGCAUGCGGUAAGAGGAAGGGUCUCUAUAAAGUUAAAUGUUAAUAAAAAAUUACCAAAAUUAAUUUUAGCACAUACGAUAUGUUCUGCUUUAACGGUAUAUUUAUACUUAAGUAAAAAAUAAAUAUUUUUAAUCACAUAUUUAAUUACCAGAAAAAAUCAGCCGCUUAAAGCCGAGCUACCAAAACCUACAAAUCUGUCCGUUCGACUACAUUUCUUAUUUAGGUACAUCAUAAAUCUGUCCGUUCCACUAUAUUUCUUACUUUUGUACUAUUCUCUGCGGUAUGCUGUUUCUCAUGAGGAUCUUUCAGUGCGUCACAGCUUUUCGAUUUCUUUCUAACGCAUUAAAUUGCAUGUGACAGAAAAAACGCACGUCGGUGAUUACAUUUCGUCGGUGACAUUUAUAACAUUUAUUCUAGUUGUCAAUAGAUGGCGCUAUAAUCGAAAAAAACAUUUUUUCCGAAUUAUAUAAUUAUCUACGAAUAAUAUCUGUACAAUUUAUAAGACUAUACAAAUCAAAGAAAAUACCAUUUAUUAUAAAUGCAAUAAACACAAUUGAUUUGAUUUUAUGCCAAAUUUAACUAAAUUUUUUAAUUUAACUAAAGAUUUAACUAAAAUGUCAUGUCACUAAAAUGUAUAUUAUCACGGACUUACCUUUUUUUUCUAUCAUUUGUGACGCACUGAAAAAUGCUCAGGAAAAGAAGCAUAUUACUCAUUGUUUUUGUUUUCUUAUAGUUCAUUCUAAAACCGAUCAUUCGUACUUCUCUGUUGUUUAGUUCCAAAAGCAUAUUCCUUAACUCCUUCCUCUUCAUCACUUCCUACUAAAAGGUUAUACUCCUACUUAUAGGAAGGAUAUCAUCAGAAUAUCGUAGGUGGUUAAGAUAUUCUCCAAUUAUUCUUAUUCCUUUCUCUUGCCGAUUUAGUUUCUUGAACACAUUAUUUAAGACUUAGUUAAACAGUUUUGGUGACAUUGUGUCAACUUGCCUUAUUGCUUUUUGAAUGCUAUGCUAUUGCAAUAUUACAACCCAUGGGUCCAUGAGUUGUUGAUAUUAAUUCGUGUUUUUGCUUUCUGGUAGAUGUUGCCAAUAAGUUUAAUAUGUUUGUAAUCAACCCUACUGAGUUUAGUGAGUAUUUUACUCCGCAGUGUUUGACACUGUCAAAAGCUUUCUCAAAGUCUACAAAAGCUGCGUAUAUUAUUUGCAAUCUGCAAUGUUAACAAAUGUUUAUCUAAAUUAUUGCAGUAUGCAUAAGAAUCUAACUUUAGAAUACCUAUAAAAUUAAAUGUUAUAGGUACAUACUUUUGUUAUUUGAAUUAUAAGUUUAUUUUUCAUUAACUAUGUAGAUGGGAAAUAAGCCACAAUUAAAUUGAAAAAAAAAUAGUUCAGUAAAGUCGUCCCAGGAACGCAACUCAUAAAUAUUGGCAAUACCUAUCCUUUUCAAGUCUUCUACUUUAAAAUGUAUAAAUAUGUCUGAAUUGCCGAUGUCAGAAAAAAUAAAUUAUUAGAAGAAUUUUUUACUAAGCAACAACAUUUUUGUUUAAUUUAGUAGUAUUUUGUAUUUUGACAACGACACCCGCUUUAGGCGUCAAAACGUUAAUAAAAUUAUUUUUUUCAAUUUAAUUGUUGCUUAUUUCCCAUCUAAGUAGUUAAUAAUUAUAAAAAUGACACAAGGAAAUAGCUUCAGAACAAGCAUGCAUUAAGUUUAUUUUUGUUGGGUUGCUAAUAAAAGUUUUCAUAUUUUUUAAC
Diabrotica virgifera virgifera (western corn rootworm) is the source of this 8316-nucleotide messenger RNA. RefSeq lists its product as uncharacterized. The transcript is spliced from 3 exons. Bases 302 to 3862 code for a protein of 1186 amino acids. NCBI's taxonomy places the organism in Eukaryota, Metazoa, Arthropoda, Insecta, Coleoptera, Chrysomelidae. The record is from RefSeq and is a predicted model, not a curated record.